This is a messenger RNA of Aureobasidium uvarum, 885 nucleotides long. NCBI's taxonomy places the organism in Eukaryota, Fungi, Ascomycota, Dothideomycetes, Dothideales, Saccotheciaceae. The record is from the annotation of a GenBank genome assembly.
AUGGCUCACCUCGCCGAGAAGCUCAAACAACAAGGCAACGAUCUAUUCAAGGCAGGCGACUACGCAGCAGCAGAGGAACGAUACACGGCCGCAAUCACAAAGUUCUCCCGCAAUCCUCUGCUCUUCACCAACCGUGCACUCGCUCGCAUCCGUCUUCAAAGAUGGCAGGGCGUCAUCGACGACUGCCUCCACAGCAUCAGCCUAACACCGCACAAUGGCUUCAACUUCAAGUCCUACUUCUACCUCGCUCAGGCCCAACUCGCCCUUCAUCAUCCCAAUGAGGCGCUUUCUUCGGCUCUGACCGCAUACAACCAAGCCAUGCAUCCUCCCCCCGCCGAAGCAAACAAAGCCACCGCCGCCCUCCCCUCUCUCUCCGAACUAGUCCUCAAAUGCAAAAAGGACAAAUUCGCAGCACGCGAACGCCAUCGCAGACGCAAACGAGGCGACAUACUCGCCGAACUAGAAGAAUCUCUCGAACACAACAAACGCGCCGAACUCCAAACCAUCGAGCGCUCGCUCUCAACCUCCAGCAUCGGUGUCGUGGAAGCCCAAGAACGCAGACAGGAAAUCCUAGACACACAUCAAAAGAAAAUCGACGAGCUCAAAACGGUGUUUGCGUUGGCGGAUCCCGAGAAUCAUCAGCCUAGGGAGGUUCCUGAUUACUUGGUCGACACGAUUAGUUUCGAAAUCAUGCAUGAUCCCGUAAUUACGGGCACGGGACAUAGUUAUGAGAGAGCGACGUUGUUGGAGCAUCUGAAAACCAAUCCUACGGAUCCAUUGACCAGAGAACCUUUGACGGCCAAAGACUUGCGGCCUAAUGUUGCUUUGAGGCAGGUGCUCGAGGAGUUUUGGAAGACGGCGGGGACUUGGGCUAUCGAUUGGUGA